UUAAUUGUAUUAAAUCUCUUCCUUUCAAGGGUCGUUUUCUUUUCCAACACUCACUCUUUCUUUCAUCUUCACUACUAUACUACGUUUCAAUUUUUCUUCACUUGCAACAUUUCAAUACUAACCUAAAACAGUUUUUUUUUCCUUCUCUUUUUGCAACCACUCACUCUCUCACUCACUCACUCACUAUGGCAUGGUCUGAUUCAACUACUCACAAACAAUCUCGUCCCUCUCAACCCCUCUACGUGCCUCAAUUCCGUUCCAAUGUUCCUCCUCCCUACAACAACCGAACCCAUUUUCCUCCGUCCGAGGAUUCAUCAUCUUUCAAUCGCUCCACUCACAGACCACGUGGCCGAGGCGGUUACGGUUAUGGUCCUCCACGUCAUUUCCCUCGACCCGAACAACAACAACCGCCGCGGAACUUCAACUACAACCACGAUCCUCCUCAUCGGAACAAUCGCCCUCCGGUUGAGCCCCGCAUUGAGCCGGAAAACGGCGUCGUUGCGAAUUUCGAAGCGUAUGAAUCUAUCCCCGUUGAGGCUACCGGCGAGAACGUGCCUCCGCCGGUGAAUGUCUUUGCUGAAACCGAACUUCAUGAGGAUUUGAAGAAUAACAUUGAGAGAUGUAAGUAUGUGAAACCUACUCCGGUUCAGCGUUACGCGAUCCCCAUUGCUGUUGCCGGGAGAGACCUUAUGGCCUGUGCUCAGACUGGGUCUGGUAAAACGGCGGCGUUUUGUUUUCCGAUUAUAUCUGGGAUUAUGAAAGAUCGUUUAGGUUCUGGGUUGUCGGCUAUGCCACGUGGCGGUGGUUCCGAUGUUGCGUACCCCACUGCACUCAUCUUGUCUCCAACUAGGGAGUUAUCAUGCCAGAUACAUGCUGAAGCAAACAAGUUUGCUUAUCAAACAGGAGUGAAGAUUGCGGUUGCUUACGGGGGUGCUCCUAUUGGUCAACAGCUACGUGUUUUGGAGAGAGGUGUUGAUAUUUUGGUUGCAACUCCUGGGCGUUUGGUGGAUAUGAUUGAAAGAGAAAGGGUUUCUUUGAAGAAGAUUAAGUAUCUUGCUUUGGAUGAGGCUGAUCGGAUGCUGGACAUGGGUUUUGAGCAUCAGAUUCGCAACAUUGUUCAGCAGAUGAACAUGCCUGCUCCGGGAGCUAGACAGACUUUGCUUUUCAGUGCCACCUUUCCUGAUAAUAUACAGAAGCUUGCAUCUGACUUUUUGUCAAACUAUGUGUUCCUGGCUGUUGGAAGGGUUGGUUCAAGCACUGAAUUGAUUGUACAGAAAAUUGAAUCUGUUCAGGAUAUGGAGAAAAGGAAUCGUCUUGUGGAUCUUCUCCGACGCAAUGUAGUCAAUGGGAAGCUUGCUUUAUCUCUUAUAUUUGUUGAAACAAAGAAAGGAGCAGAUGCUUUAGAAAGUUGGCUAUGCAGAAGUGGUUUUCCAGCUAUUGCAAUACAUGGUGACAAGGUUCAAAUGGAGCGGGAGCGAGCUUUGAGAUCUUUUAAACGUGGUCUUACUCCAAUAAUGGUUGCAACAGAUGUUGCUUCUCGAGGAUUGGAUAUACCUCAUGUGGCUCAUGUUAUAAACUUUGACUUGCCGAGAGACAUAGAUGACUAUGUACAUAGAAUUGGUAGAACAGGCCGUGCUGGUCAGUCUGGUUUAGCAACUGCUUUCUUCAGCAGCAAAAACAUGCCACUUGCGAAGAGUCUUGUUGGACUUUUGCAAGAAGCAAAACAAGAAGUUCCUUCUUGGCUAAUCCAGUAUUCUGAGUCUUCAGCACCAGGUGGACGCGGCAGCUUUGGAUCUCAACGGCCGCCCUGGAGAGGCAAUUAUGGAGGGCGUGAUUUCCGGACUGCAGCAGAACCUGUAAUGGUGGAGAGUUACAAUAACUACAACAGUAGUUACAGUAAUUAUGGUGAUAAUGGUUUCCAUAAUGUUCCCGAACAGGUGCAGAAUUACAACUACAACCGCACCUACAGCAAUGGAGGAGACCAUACUGCCAACACUUAUACUGAUACCUCUUUAAACAACCAAAACUCUAACAACAAUACCGCUUUUGACAGCAGUAAUACAGAGGUUGCUGGUGGUUACAAUUAUGCUGAUGUUGGUUUGUGUGAAGGCAGUGAUGGCAUAAACGGGCCAUGUGGUUAUGCAUCUGUUGUGCCAACUGGAUGGGACUGACUUGGCUAGCAUCUUGCUCGUUGCAUCCUUUUUGCUAAUGAUUUUGAUGGAUAAGGUAACAUUGUAUACAAUGAUGCCAAAGAGCAAAUAGCUAGAUCCCUAACUUUAAGAUAGUUCAAAAUUUGCUGCAGACAUUUGGUAUUGAAUAUUGUUUGGCCUGAGACCAUUUCGUAGUUCGAACUUACUAUACAAUGUGUGAGCUCGAAUUGUGGAUAGGAUCAUUUGCGUUUUGGAAUCUUACAAGUUAUACAAAGGAUGGGCCUGAUCUGUGGAUUUAAACAUUUAUCUUUUAAGAUUCGCUAUAGUUGUACUAUUUAUAUCUCAAUAUGAUUUGGCUUUUUAGCUUCA
This is a messenger RNA of Lathyrus oleraceus (garden pea), 2519 nucleotides long. RefSeq names its product DEAD-box ATP-dependent RNA helicase 52C. The record is from RefSeq and is a predicted model, not a curated record. The coding region runs from base 186 to 2171 and encodes 661 amino acids. Gene Ontology annotation, molecular function: RNA helicase activity; nucleic acid binding; ATP binding. NCBI's taxonomy places the organism in Eukaryota, Viridiplantae, Streptophyta, Magnoliopsida, Fabales, Fabaceae. The transcript has 6 exons.